Messenger RNA from Daucus carota subsp. sativus, 7331 nucleotides. RefSeq names its product methyl-CpG-binding domain-containing protein 9. Bases 147 to 6512 code for a protein of 2121 amino acids. The transcript has 10 exons. The record is from RefSeq and is a predicted model, not a curated record. Gene Ontology annotation, molecular function: protein binding. Gene Ontology annotation, cellular component: nucleus. Lineage: Eukaryota; Viridiplantae; Streptophyta; Magnoliopsida; Apiales; Apiaceae.
UGGUUCGUUAACUUUUUCAACUCUCUCUCUCCCAACUCUCGCUACCCAUCUCUCUCUCUCUCAUAUCCUUUCCCCAAACUAUACGCACAAACAAUCGUAAGUAUAUUUCUUAUUUCUGAUAUCUAACCCGGCAGGGUUACAAAUCGAUGGAGAACAGCACCAAAUCAUUCCUCCAAAUCGAUCUCAACGAAGCUCCCCCGACCGUCUCAUCUCCCCGCGACCCGCCCGGUCCAGCCCCCUCCGGUCCGGUUCUCUGCGGUUCGUGCGGGAACCGCCAAGUACACGGAGAAAUGCUGGUGUGUGUCAACUGUGGGAGAGGGUUUCACAUGAAAUGUAUGGGGACUAAGAGGAGAAGCAGUGAUUGGAAGUGUUUUAGCUGCUUGUUUGUCGGAAAAGGCGGCGAGUCGUGUUCCGAGAGGUUUCGAGACGGUGGUGAUGGCGGAGGAGAGGGGCUUUUGGAUAUGAAUGCGCCUCCGCCUGAGGAGGAGGAGGAGGUGCAGUUUUUGAGAGCUCAGAGGACUGCUGGAGGGGUGCAGGCAGUUUUUGAUAAGUCAGGUCUUCGCCAUCCAUUUAAUAUUCCAGUUGCAUAUUCACAAUUUCAACAUAUUGGUAGCAGUAUUCAUGUUCACCAGGCUUCUCAAUAUGCGACAAAAGAUGCUAUGUCACUGUGUGAAGUUCCACUUCAUUGCAGAUGGAACCAUAAUGGAAUGCCAAGUGAUACAGAUAUGAGGUUCAUGACUGGUGCAAGACUUCAAAGUAGUCACUACGAACCACAAAAACUGCCUCCUACGAGUGCAAAUUAUUUGUAUUUACAAGAUCUUAAAGAUUUUGUUACUGAAAGGAGAGGUGUAUUAGGUGAUGGUUGGCAUGUUGAAUUUCACUAUUGCCCUGUCAGAUGCAAAACAUCUGCAAUAUAUUGUGCCCCAGAUGGAAGAAAGUUUGAGUCGAUGUCGUCUGUUGCAGAUUGUCUUGGGCUUGUACCUAGUGGACAUGCAUUAGAAGAUGAUAAUAGAGGUAAUGGAGUUCCUCCAGGACAAAAAAGCCAUAAAAGAAAGGAAGGUACCAGGUAUUCGGGUGCCAAAUAUAGUAGAGAAAAUAAGAUUGCUCGAAGGAGCAUUCUUGGCGGGAAGUCCCCCCCUAGCGCAGAGGUCGUAAGUGCUGAUAUCAGAAGAUCAAACCAAAGCAAAAGGCCGGAGCCUGACCAAAACAAGAUUGAUGACACUGAACAUCAACAUUUUUGUGAUGGUUUCCCAGUCCAGUUUGAAGACUUGUAUAUUAUCCAUGCAGGCAAAGUUGAUCUGCGAAAUUUAUAUCAUGACUCUGGGCACAUAUGGCCUGUAGGUUACAAGUCUUGCUGGCAUGACCGGAUUACUGGAUCUAUUUUUGUCUGUGAAGUUUUAGAUGGUGGUGAUGAUGGCCCAGUUUUUAAGGUGCAAAGGUAUCCAUGCACCAAGCAUCAUAUCCCUAGUAGCGCAACAGUCCUUCGGAAGCAAAAUGGGGAAAGUAGAGAGAAAAAAGAUGAUAUGGCUUUAAUGGAUUUUGAUGACGAUGAAUGUACAAGUUUGCAAAUGAUAUUAACAGAAUGUAAUCCACCAUGUCUGGACAGCAGUAUCUCAUCAAGUUCCCCUUCUAUUGCGGACUCUGUUUCUCGUGAAGCGAAUUGCACAAUGCCUGGAAUUAAAAAUUCUAAUGGCUUCGUGCGGGAGGAUAGUAUUGGAGAAUUUUCGGUGGAAGCGAGGUCAUCAUUAUCUGCAUGGAAAAUGGUCUCUGUAGUUUUUCUUGAUGCUUGCUGUGAGGCAUAUAAGCAAACAGGCGUUCUUGGAUUUUGGUGUGAGCAUGAUAUGGAUAAAACUGAUGUGAAAGCAAGUGAAAAUAUAGGUUUGUUAUCAAAGUUCUCUUAUAGUGCUGGUCCUAUUAAUACCCCACACUUAAUUGAGAGUGAUGAAGAUUACAAGGUUUUUUCGGAGGUGCUGGUGAAGUGGGUGCAGCAGGAUAGAUUUGGACUAGACCUUGAAUUUGUUCAAGAGUUACUGGAACAGCUUCCCGAGGCACGUUCUUGUUCAGAUUAUGUAUCUUUGAAUAAAAGAAUUCCAAAGUCAAUGCUGCAUACAGUUGGAAGUGGGUUUCUAAUUUCAGAAAGGAUAUGUGAUAUGCCUGUCAAGAAACUAUCAAACGGUUUUGUCCAAAGUUGUGGAACUCCUAGAAAGAAGCUAAGUGAAGACACUGAAACAAAAACUCCUCGUCCUUCAGGAAAACCUGUUAGCUCUAAGCUUCCUGCAUAUUUAAUUGGUGAUGUUCUACAGGUUUGGGAAUUCUUAAGGCGUUUCUCAGAUAUUUUAGGACUUGAGGAACCCGUUUCAUUCCAGGAACUUGAGUGUGAACUUUUGAAUCCAUGGUUAGAUGAUCUUAAUCCUGCACAAGAGAAUAUUGCAAACCGAUCAAGGGAUGAUGAAGAUGCCAAUUCCUGCAGAAACUCUGUUACAGCAGUGAACGGGGAAACAUCUGCAUAUAAACUCACUACUGAUACUCAUGGUAAUUGUACUGGUAUGAUAUUGACCACAGCUCAUAGCUCACUGCUGAACUUGUUGAUAGGGGAGUUACUUGUCAGGGUUAAGCCAUAUGUGGAUCCUGAUUUUGAUGCUAGAGAAAUUAAGUCAAAGCGAGGUAGGAAAAAAGAUAUCGAGAACUCAGUUAUUGCAAAGAAGUCAAAACUUGAUAUGCCUACAAUUAAUGACAUCACAUGGCCGGAGUUAGCUAGAAGAUACGUUUUGGCUGUAUUGUCCAUGGAAGGAAACCUGGACUCGACAGAGGUCAUGUCCAGAGAGAGUGGAAAGGUAUUCCAUUGCUUACAAGGUGAUGGUGGAAUUCUUUGUGGUUCUCUUGCAGGAGUUGCUGCAAUAGAGGCAGAUGCACUGCUUCUUGCAGAGGCCACUAAAAAAAUCUUUGGUUCGUUGAAGAGUACAAAUGAUGUUUUUAGCGUAGAUCAGAAUGAUUCUGAUGCAGCAGAUGCUUCAAACUUAACCACUAACAAAGAUACUGAAGUCCCCGACUGGGCGCAAGUGCUAGAACCCGUAAGAAAGCUACCUACCAAUGUAGGAGCCAGAAUUAGAAAGUGUGUAAAUGAAGCCUUGGGAAAAGAUCCACCUGAAUGGGCAAAGAAGAUACUGGAGCAUUCUAUAAGCAAGGAAGUAUACAAGGGAAAUGCCUCCGGACCUACAAAGAGAGCAGUAGUGUCGGUGCUUGAAGACCCUAGAUGUGAGAGGCCACAGCCAAAACCAGAGACAAAAGAAAAGGGGAAGACAGUUAGUAUUAUUUUAUCAGAUUUGGUAAUGAAACAAUGUCGUCAUGUUUUAAGGCAUGCUGCAGCAGCAGACAAAGAUGGGGUUUUUUGCAAUCUUUUGGGAAGAACACUUCUGAAUUUGAAUGAUAAUGAUGACGAGGGACUUCUCGGAUAUCCUGCAAUGGUUUCUCGUCCUUUGGAUUUUAGGACUGUUGAUCUGAGAUUGGCUGCCGGAGCCUACGGUGGAUCACAUGAAGCUUUUUUCGAGGAUGUUCAAGAGGUGUGGUAUAAUAUUCGUAAGGCAUAUGGAAACCAUUCAGAAUUGAUUGAUCUAGCUGAAACAUUGUCCAGCAAAUUUGAGGACAUGUAUGAAGAAGAGGUUCUUACACUGGUCCACAAAAUAAGGGAGAAUGCUAAUUCUCAAAGCGAUGAAGACAAGAAAGAGUUAAUUGAUGUGCUUGCGAGUGCAACUGAGUCCUUGCUUCCUAAAGCUCCCUGGGAAGAAGGAGUUUGCAAAGUUUGUGGCAUGGAUAAAGAUGAUGUCAGUGUUCUGUUGUGUGAUACAUGUGAUUCAGAAUAUCAUACAUACUGUUUAAAUCCGCCGCUUGUGAGAAUUCCUGAGGGAAAUUGGUACUGCCCUUCUUGUAUUGCUGGAAAACGGAUUUCUCAUGGGGUUUCUUUUGGUACACAGAUCAGCAAUUUACACAGAAGAAAGAGAUAUCAGAGGGAUUUAACAAACAAUUAUUUGGAUGCCCUGGUCAAUAUGGCAAACACAAUGGAGAUGAGAGAGUAUUGGGAGUUCAGUGUGGAGGAGAGGAUUUUCCUUAUCAAACUCUUGAGCGAUGAGGUGCUCAACUCAGCCAUCUUCCGUGACCAUCUUGACCGAUGCGUCUCAGUUUCUGCUGAUUUGCAGCAAAAACUGCGUUCGUCUACCUCGGAAUGGAAUGUUUUGAAAUACAAAGAGGAGAGUUUGGCUGAAAGUCUGGCAGCACGAAGUAUGGAGGUGCAACGGAGUGAGUUGGAUAUAUUAUCUAAACAAAAGAGCCAGUCCAUUUCAGAAAGUUUGAUGGAGAAAGCCUCUCCAAGUGGCAUUCAAAUUAUAAAGGCAGCUGAUGCAAGCGAUCUAUUUCUUCAUCAACAUGGAAAGGGUCUGCCAGGUUCUCAUAAUUGUUCCGUACAAGAACAUCCUACUACAAAAAGUAAUAGUGGAGAGCAUGGUCCCUCUAUGUCUACUUGGCUUCACAAUAUCAAUUCCACCGCAGACAAAGCUCAGACCAAUAUGAACUUGCGGGGACAAGAUUGUGGUGGUUGUAAUGGUUCUUCGCUAUCUACUGGUAAAGUUUUUACAAGCCAUAUCUCAUCCGACACCAUUGACGCAGAUCCAGCUGACAGUAUAUCUGAUGUGAAUGUCUCAAAAGCCCCCGAUCUAGAAGCUAGCUGUUCCCUGAAAACCGAGAUUUCUAAUCUGCAGAACACAAUUUCAACUCUGGAAUCAGAGAUGUUCAAGGCUUCUGUUCGGAAACAGUGUCUUGGAAGGGAUUCUGCUGGGAGAUUGUAUUGGGUCUUUGGCUGCGGUAGUUCUCCACAAGCAUUUGUUAAUGGGAAUUCGGUAGCACAACGGAAUAAAGUUCCUGAGUAUGGGAGAGAAACUCAAUGUGGUCCAUGCCUGAGGAAUCCUGUUCUUGUAGUAGAGAGUCCUUCAAGCUCAAAAGGAAUAAGCUUUUCUAAUAUGCAUCCAUCUGAGCAAGUUAUGCAUAGUCCAGAAUCUUCUUCUUGGGCUUGUUAUCAAAGUGAUUCUGAAAUUCAAGAGCUCGUUGCAUGGCUUGGAGAUGAUGCAAGAGAGAGAGAGCUAAGAGAUUCUAUUUUGUAUUGGCAGCGGAUGAAGCUCCAUGAUUCAGUUAAUGUGAAAAAUUAUUUUCAAGGUCAGUAUCAACCAAUUUCCUUAAAUUCUACCCUUAAUGAUAAACUUUUGGAUUCUCACUUUCUGGUCUCAAAAGCAUUGACCGUCCUAGAAAAGAAGCUUGGUUCUCGCCUGGAAUUGCAGACCAGUGAUAAUUUGAAGCAGAAAAAACACAAAGUUGAGACAUGUUUCCCUGGCAGAAUUGACAGAUGUGAGUGCUUGGAACUACUGUGGACCUCUAGACAGCACUGCCUCACAUGUCACAAAACGUUUGCAAUCCCUGAGGAUCUUGACAAGCACGCCAAUGGAACAUGUAGCAUGAGCGUGGCUGUCCCUGAGAGUAAUAAGAAUUCUUUAAAACACAAAAGGAUGAGAAUGGAACCUUUACCAGAGAAUAACUCUGAUUUAAGAAACGUCAAGGCAUUAAAAGCCGAGAAACAAAAUAUUGCGUCAUGUUUUGAUGAGCAAAGAAAUUUUGGAUGUCCUUUUGACUUUGAAGAGAUCAAAAGAAAGUUUGUUACUCAAAACUCCCUCGCAGGAUUGGUGAAAGAUAUAGGACUCAUUGAUUCUGCCGGGACCCCGUCAUUUGUUCCACAAAUAGCGCAUUAUCUGGUCAGCCCUACCCUAUCCUUGGUCCCUACAAGUUCACCAGGCCUAUUUUCAGAAUUUGAAGAUGGGCAGCGAUUUUCAAAGAAAAGAAUCAACAAUGCAACUGGUAUAAACUCUAGUCGUAGUUCUUAUACCUCUAGAAACCCAGAGAAUGGUAUGGAUCAAGAGCCAUUGAAAGGUGGCAAAUUACGUUUUAGGUGCAUGACUGAAUUGGAUCAGUUUUCUGCUACUAAGAACAUGCUUUGGGGUGGCAAGGGGGCCAUUCUUCAUGAAUCUUCACUAAGACCAAUAGGAGGUAGGCCUUCUGCAAUUCUUAGGCAGCUCAAAAUUAAUUUGCUUGAUAUGGAUGCUGCAUUACCUGAAGAAGCUUUAAGACCAUCGAGGGCAAAGUCCGAGAAAAGAUGUGUCUGGCGUGGAUUUGUUAAAUCUGCAGAGUCCAUAUAUGAGAUGAGCCAAGCAACAAUUGUACUAGAGGAUAUGAUCAAGACAGACUACUUGAAAAAAGAUUGGUGGUAUUGGUCAUCACCUUCUGUUGCAGCUAAGAUUUGUACAAUUUCUGGUCUUGCUCUUCGCAUAUAUGCGUUAGAUGCAGCCAUAAUGUAUGAGAAAAAUCUCCCUGAUCGGGAUCCAUCAGAGGGGUGCAAGUCCAUGCCUCCACAAUCCAAGGAUGUCAAAUCAGAUUCCUUAGACCUUCCUAGACUAAGGAGUGGAAAAGCGAGAUAAGAAAAGAGUCGUGUUCCUUCACGUCAAGUGUAAAGACGUAUAAACAUUGAAUGCCUUGUGCAUUACGGAAAGAUGCAUAUGCUGAUACCUCCAAGUCGUCAUUCCAAGCGUAUGCUGGGAAGCUUUGGUAGUACUCGACCUCAAAGAAAAGAUUUUGUUGUCACGUAUGGUUGCAUGUUUAUAUUGAGCAGAAGCCGAAAAUAAUUGGUGAAUGGUUGAACAGAAUUUACCCUUGCGGAGUAAACCUGUUCAUUUUCUUAAACAGAAAGUUAACAAAACUGACAGCCAGCUAGAUCUUCAGAAUCUGCUGACAGUCCUCUACUUACUGUGGCUGCUCCGGAACCUUACAAUUUUGCAUCAGACUAAUCACAGCCGACAGCUAGCUUCUUUUGAGUUGUUACCUCUUUCCUGUAUUUUGUGUCCAUACUUAGUAGUAGAAAAUCAACCUUCAUAUCGAAAAGAAAGUGUUUUUGUUCUGUUUGUACAAACAGGGGCGACCGCCUAGCCAACCGAGCAGGGUAUUAUGUUUCAGAAUCAAGGCUUCUCGAGUUCAUUUUACAAUCCCUGGCUGGCCUCCAUGGUAAUCCUGCAUUAAGUUUCGACAUAGAAUGAAAUCUUGCAAUCUUUACAGCGGACUACCUCUGUGGAAGCUUUCAAGCACAAAUCCAAGUUCAAAGAGCCUCUAUUCUCGUUUGUAGUUUUUACUAUUGGAUGUUUUAAAAAUCUAUAUAGAUUGGCAUAUUGUAGACUGUCAACACUUUUAUGAGAAAUGUUCUGGCCAGAAAUAGUGUUAUUAUUCCUCGUACUCGAGGCCAUUUC